GCCAGAAGAAGGUUCUUUUGACCAUCCUGAUUACCUCAGUAUUCCCAAAGCCCAAAGUUGUUCAAGACAGCAACCGUGAGAGAUGGCUCGAACCAAGUGUACCGCCGGCAAAUCAACUGGAGGAAAGGCUCCUACAAAGUAUCUCAGGGCUCUCUAUGCCUCCGCUCGUAAAACAGCUCCCACAGUUGGAGGAGUGAAGAAGCCUCACCGAUAUCGCCCUGGAACCGUUGCUCUUCGUGAAAUUCACAAGUACCAGAAGGGCACUGAACUGCUUAUAAGGAAGCUACCUUUUCAGAGGCUCGUUAGGGAGAUUGCUCAAGUUUUCAAGACCGAUCUGCGUUUUCAGAGCCACGCGGUGCUUGCUUUGCAGGAGGCUGCGGAAGCAUACCUUGUCGGGCUAUUUGAGGACACCAAUCUGUGUGCCAUCCAUGCAAAACGUGUGACAAUAAUGUCGAAAGACGUUCAUCUGGCUAGGAGGAUCAGGGGUGAGAGGCUCUAAUUAGUCUACAGAGAUGGCUCGACAUCAACAUGCAUGCUGCUUUAUAUAUGAAUCAUGCAAGGAUUCAAGGCGGAUGGAGGACAAAGGACUUUAACUAAUAUUAGUUUGGUUAUUAUAGUCGUGCCAACACUUCUUAGAUCAUAAAUGUUUUCUGUUUGAACUAUAUAUAGACUAUAUAUUUUGAGAUGCG
Messenger RNA from Lolium perenne, 689 nucleotides. Its product is annotated as histone H3.3-like. Lineage: Eukaryota; Viridiplantae; Streptophyta; Magnoliopsida; Poales; Poaceae. Gene Ontology annotation, cellular component: nucleosome. Gene Ontology annotation, molecular function: structural constituent of chromatin; DNA binding; protein heterodimerization activity. The record is from RefSeq and is a predicted model, not a curated record.